Messenger RNA from Austrofundulus limnaeus, 4531 nucleotides. RefSeq names its product adhesion G protein-coupled receptor L2. Gene Ontology annotation, biological process: cell surface receptor signaling pathway; adenylate cyclase-activating G protein-coupled receptor signaling pathway. Gene Ontology annotation, molecular function: G protein-coupled receptor activity; carbohydrate binding. NCBI's taxonomy places the organism in Eukaryota, Metazoa, Chordata, Actinopteri, Cyprinodontiformes, Rivulidae. Gene Ontology annotation, cellular component: plasma membrane. The record is from RefSeq and is a predicted model, not a curated record.
GCCAUUGUGGAUACAGUUGACAACCUUCUGCGACCCGAGGCCCUGAAGUCAUGGCAGGACAUGAACCGCACCGAGCAAACUCAUGCAGCCACCAUGUUACUGGAUACACUAGAGGAAGGAGCCUUUGUCCUUGCUGACAACCUCGUGGAACCCGCCAUUGUCAAAGUUCCUGCUGAUAAUAUAAUUCUGGAUGUGUACGUGCUCGGCACAGAUGGCCAAGUCCAGGACUUUAAAUUUCCACAGUACAGCAAGAGUGGAAUCUCAAUUCAGCUGUCGGCCAACACAGUUAAACUAAACAGUCGAAAUGGAAUUGCCAAGCUAGUUUUUGUGCUGUACAAAAACCUGAGCCAGUUCCUUGGCACAGAGAARGCCACCAUCAAGAUGGCCAAUGAGGCUUACGGUCGUAACGUGUCAGUGGCCGUCAAUUCUGACAUCAUCGCUGCCUCGCUUAACAAGGAGUCCAGCCGUGUAUUCAUUAAUGACCCAGUGAUUUUCACCCUGCAGCACAUUGAUAUGGAGCACUACUUCAACUCCAAUUGCUCCUUCUGGAAUUACUCUGAGAGGAGUAUGAUGGGCUACUGGUCCACGCAGGGCUGCAAACUCCUGGACUCCAAUAAAACCCACACCACCUGUUCGUGCAGCCAUCUCACCAAUUUUGCCAUCCUCAUGGCACACCGUGAAAUCACAGGCAACAUUAGAGAUUCCCAUGAGCUGCUUCUUACUGUCAUCACUCGGGUGGGCAUCGCGGUCUCCCUUGUUUGCCUCACCAUUUGCAUCUUCACCUUCUGCUUCUUCCGAGGCCUGCAGAGCGAUCGCAACACCAUCCACAAGAACCUGUGCAUCAAUCUCUUCAUUGCAGAAUUAAUAUUCCUAAUUGGUAUUGAAAUGACAGAACCCAGGAUUGGAUGCGCCAUCAUUGCAGGGAUCCUCCACUUCUUCUUCCUGGCUUCCUUCUCUUGGAUGUGCCUUGAGGGAGUCCAGCUGUACCUUAUGCUCGUGGAGGUCUUUGAGAGCGAAUAUUCACGAAAAAAGUACUAUUACGCAUCUGGGUACCUCUUCCCUGCCAUCGUCGUCGGCGUUUCCGCAGCCAUCGACUACGGCAGCUACGGGACCAAGAAAGCGUGCUGGCUAAGUGUGGACAAUCAUUUCAUAUGGAGUUUUAUAGGACCUGUCACCUUUAUCAUCAUGCUCAAUCUCAUCUUCCUGAUGAUCACGAUGUACAAAAUGGUGAAGCACUCCACCACCCUGAAACCAGACUCCAGCCGACUGGAGAAUAUAAAUAAUUAUCGCGUAUGUGAUGGCUACUAUAAUACAGAUUUGCCAGGCUAUGAAGAUAAUAAACACUUUAUCAAGUCUUGGGUGAUGGGAGCUUUCGCCCUGCUGUGCCUGCUGGGCCUCACGUGGUCAUUUGGUCUCUUUUUUAUCAGCGAGGCCUCGAUCGUCAUGGCGUACCUGUUCACAAUAUUCAACACCUUCCAAGGAAUGUUUAUCUUCAUUUUUCAUUGCCUCCUCCAGAAAAAAGUCCGCAAAGAGUACAGCAAGUGCUUCCGCCACACGUACUGCUGCGGAGGGCUGCCCACCGAGAGCUCGCACGGCUCCACAAAGACAUCGACCACACGAACUAGUGCACGCUACUCUUCUGGUACACAGGUAGAGCAGGAAUUUUAUCAACUCGAGCAAUGUCAUAGUCGUAUCAGGAGAAUGUGGAAUGACACCGUAAGAAAGCAAUCUGAGUCCUCCUUUAUCUCAGGUGACAUCAACAGCACCUCCACCCUUAACCAAGGAAUGACUGGGAAUUAUCUACUAACAAAUCCUCUUCUGCGACCACAAGGCACUAACAACCCUUAUAACACCUUACUGGCUGAGACAGUCGUGUGUAACACCCCCACAGCUCCAGUGUUUAACUCACCAGUGACCUACAGAGAGACAAGGCACUCACUGAACAGUGCGGUGAGGGAUACAAGUGCAAUGGACACUCUACCGCUAAAUGGUAACUUUAAUAAUAGCUAUUCACUCCGAAAUGGGGACUUUGGCGACAGUGUGCAGGUAGUGGACUGCGGGCUUAGCCUGGACGAUGCUGCCUUUGAGAAAAUGAUCAUCUCCGAGCUUGUGCACAACAACCUGCGUGCCUGUAACAAAAGCCACCAACAGCAACAGCAGAGGCAUUCCACUUUACGUCAUCCACCCCCCCACCAGCAGCCGCCACAAUACCACCAUCACCACCACACGGAGCGGGCUCCGCCCAAGGUGACAGUGGUUGGUGGCAGCAGCAGCGAAGACGACGCCAUUGUAGCCGAUGCGUCGUCUUUGGUCCACGUGAGCGACGCCGUGGGCCUUGAGCUGCACCAUCAGCGGGAGCUGGAGGCGCCGCUCAUCCCCCAGCGGACUCACUCGCUUCUGUACGCACCCCAGAAGAAGGUGAGGACCGACGGGGGGGUCGAUACAUUUGUCAGUGAGCUGACACCCACCGACCCUGACAACAGUCCGCAAUCACCGAACAGAGACUCCUUGUACACUAGUAUGCCUAAUCUGAGAGACUCUCCGUGCCCGGAGAACAGCCCCGAUGUCGUGGAGGAUCUCUCCCCCACCAAGAGGAGUGAGAAUGAGGACGUUUACUACAAGAGCAUGCCUAACUUAGGGUCUGGCCACCAGCUCCAAGCCUAUUACCAGAUAGGCCGAGGGAGCAGUGAUGGUUUCAUUAUUCCCAUUAACAAAGAGGACUGCAUCCCUGAAGGUGAUGUACGAGAAGGACAGAUGCAGUUAGUGACAAGCCUUUAAAUGUAUUUAAAUCAUCUUCAAACCUCCCUGCCCUUUACACAAAUCUGACUUCUUGCAAGACACAGUAGUGAAGGCAGGAAAAGUGUUUUAUUAUUUUUUUAAGAGUCUAGAAGUUCAAUCACACAAAUGUACCACUUCCAAACUCCCCUUUCCCCCAUUUGCAUUGCCAUCGCCCCUCCACUUUCCUCCCUACCCUGCACACCCAGAGACUUGCAGCACGGCGACAGCAGUGCAACGUUUUAAAGAGACUGUACAUAAAAUGUAGAGUCAAAUUUCAGUUUUAAGAGACAAGCCAAUUAUGUAUUUAAAUGUGCUGCUGCUGUUGAAUCGUCGAGAAAACGGAAGGUGUGAGAACUGAAAUAAAAAAGGAACACAGAAACAUUACCGCAACGUCCAAACAGCAAUUUCUUUGUCAAAGAUUGUACAUACACUUCACAAAGUGGAACCAUUUUUUUCACCCCCACCCCCUCCCUCCCCUGACCAGGUUGUGGACAUGUUUGUCAUUUGAUCCUGAUCAGACUGUUAGAAAGGAAUAUAAGGUCUUGACCCACUCUCCAUCACCAUGAAGUUCGGAUUGUAAAACCACUAGCAAUCAAGCCCCUGGCCUUAUAUUUUCUUAAAUGUACCUUGAACAAUUGUCAAGGACAGAAGAAAAAACUGCUAGAAUAUAUAUUUUGUUGUAUUGCUAGUGUAAAAUAAAAAUUCACGAGAAAGCGUAAUUCUACAGAAACUUUUAAAUGCAAAAUUUAACAUUUGAAAGACUUAUUGUGUAGAGAAGAUGAAGACAUGUAAAAGCGUGUGUUUAUGGUUCCAACACUUCAUUCACAUUUAUAUGUUCAAGUGUAAAGGCUUAUUAAAAGAAAGGACAUGAUCAAUUACAAAGAUGCAUCAUCACUUUUUUUCCGCUUGUGAACAGUGUUUUUUGCCUAAUGAGUUCUGUUGAUAUUGUCCAUUGAAAUAUCUUUAUCUGACUUUGCCAAAGUGGCAUCACUGUAGUAGGAUGGGAUUGCAACAGCCCAGUUAAGGUAAUUAUGCAUUGCACAUUUCUUUUCAUUUUCAUUUAUCUUUCUUUUUUAAUUUAAUUUUUUAUUUUUAUUUUUUUGCAAUUAUGAUUGAAAUAUAUCUUUUAAAAGUCACAGCAGAGUGAUGGACAAACGCUAGCUAAAAACAAAACAGACUUUUGACUAUAAAGUUUUUAUCAUAAAUGUAGUUCUUCCGCUGGGGUUUGAAUAUUUUAUUUAUUGAAAUCUUUCCAAAAAAAGUAAAUGGGAAAUGUGUGAAUAUUUUCCCACACUGGUAUACAUGCUGUACUGUAGCUCAUUUUUUAAAAUGUAAACAUAAGGGGCUUAUCACUUAAGACUGAUGUAAAGUUCAACACUUGUUUAAGAAAUACAAUAAAUGUGAGAUUUUUGUCAAAAAGACAUUUGCUUUUUUAAUGGGUUGUGUUUUUGCCACAUCUUUAGAAAGCAGGUUUGACUAUUUUGCUAUGGACAAAAACUCACGUUUGACUCAGGUUUUAAGUAAGUCCCUUGAAAGACGAAAUUUGUUUUUUGGAAAAUAUAUUUGCUUUGUUUUUGUUUGUUUUUUUCUUUUUGCUAUUUCUUCGAUCACUGCAGAGUAGAAAGAGUUCACCAUGUGUGUUAGAGAAGCCAAAUUUGUCCAUGUGAUUCAAACAUGAGAAACUCAGGUAGGAAAAUUACAUUGUAAAUGUUUCUCUGUGUGGUUGUAACACUAAUAAAAGGUUGAAAACUGA